This is a messenger RNA of Fusarium graminearum PH-1, 2483 nucleotides long. Its product is annotated as importin subunit alpha. Gene Ontology annotation, cellular component: nucleus; nucleoplasm; cytoplasm. NCBI's taxonomy places the organism in Eukaryota, Fungi, Ascomycota, Sordariomycetes, Hypocreales, Nectriaceae. The record is from RefSeq and is a predicted model, not a curated record. The transcript is spliced from 3 exons. Gene Ontology annotation, molecular function: protein binding; nuclear import signal receptor activity. The coding region runs from base 202 to 1860 and encodes 552 amino acids. Gene Ontology annotation, biological process: NLS-bearing protein import into nucleus.
AAAUCCUUCUCCUUUUCCCUUCCUCAAACCUCUUCUUCUCAUCAUAGAUUUUCUAUUCUCCGCCACUUUCCAGAGCCAGUACUCCCCUCUUGGACGCUGAGCUCCCCUCUUGCGAACUAUUUGUGCUUCUUUCACCCCGCACAAUAAUUUGCUGCUGUUCACCUAUCAACGCCCCCUCGGACCUAAAUAACACCAGUCACCAUGGCUGAGCGAUACAUCCCCGAGCAUCGCCGCACCCAGUUCAAGGCGAAGAACACCUUCAAGCCUGAGGAACUCCGUCGUCGUCGUGAGGAGCAGCAAGUCGAGAUCCGAAAGGCCAAGCGUGAGGAGAACUUGGCCAAGCGACGAGGUAUCGGAACCGGUGAGAACCGACCUGGUGCUUCCCUUGGUGCUGCCCCUGAUAGCGACGAUGAGUCUGCUCCUACCGAAUCUCAGUUGAACGAGGACCUUCCCCAGAUGGUGCAAGGCGUCUUCUCAGACCAGAUCGAUUCGCAGAUUCAGGCCACUACAAAGUUCCGAAAGCUCCUAUCCAAGGAGCGUAACCCCCCGAUCGAGGAGGUCAUCAAGACCGGUGUCGUUAGCCGCUUUGUCGAGUUCUUGCGAUCCCCUCACACCCUUGUUCAGUUCGAGGCUGCUUGGGCCCUGACCAACAUUGCCUCCGGCUCCGCCACCCAGACCCAGGUCGUUAUUGAGGCCGGCGCUGUCCCUAUCUUUGUCGAGCUGCUUGCUAGCCCUGAGCCUGACGUUAGGGAACAAGCCGUCUGGGCUCUUGGUAACAUCGCCGGUGAUAGCCCUCACUGCCGUGACUAUGUCCUCAGCUGUGGCGCUCUCAAGCCCCUCCUUAACCUUCUCGGCGACAGCCGCAAGCUUAGCAUGCUCCGCAACGCUACAUGGACUCUGAGCAACUUCUGCCGUGGAAAGACCCCACAGCCUGAUUGGACUACUAUUGCCCCCGCUCUUCCCGUUCUGUCUAAGCUUGUCUACUCUCUUGACGACGAGGUUCUGAUUGAUGCCUGCUGGGCUAUCUCGUACCUUUCUGAUGGUUCCAACGAUAAGAUACAGGCCGUGAUCGAGGCUGGUAUCCCCCGCCGACUGGUGGAGCUCCUCAUGCACGCUUCCACAUCAGUCCAGACUCCUGCUCUGCGAUCCGUUGGUAACAUUGUCACUGGUGACGAUGUGCAGACCCAAGUCAUCAUCAACUGUGGUGCCCUGCCCUGCCUUCUGUCUCUGCUCAGCUCCACUAAGGACGGUAUCCGCAAGGAGGCCUGCUGGACCAUCUCCAACAUCACCGCCGGCAACUCUUCUCAGAUCCAGGCUGUUAUCGAUGCCAACAUCGUCCCCCCUCUGAUCCACCUCCUGCAGAACGGUGACCUCAAGACCCGCAAGGAAGCCUGCUGGGCCAUUAGUAACGCCACUUCUGGUGGUCUGCAAAAGCCUGAGCAAAUCCGUUACCUGGUUGCUCAAGGCUGCAUCAAGCCCCUGUGUGACCUGCUUGGCUGUCCCGAUAAUAAGAUCAUCCAGGUCGCCCUGGAUGGUCUUGAGAACAUCCUCAAAAUUGGUGACCUUGACAAGCAGGCUGCUGGCGAGUCUGGUGACUCCAUCAACCGAUACGCUCUCUUCAUUGAGGAGUGUGGUGGCAUGGAAAAGAUUCACGACUGCCAAAACAACGCCAACGAGGAGAUCUACAUGAAGGCUUACAACAUCAUUGAGAAGUACUUCUCCGACGAUGAGGAGAAUGCUGACGAUGGUAUGGCUCAGCAACCCGCCGGCCCCAACGGUACCUUCGGCUUCGGCACCAACGGUGCUGCCCCUGCAGGAGGAUUCGACUUUGCCAAGGGUAACGACGCCAUGGACAUGUAAAGAGUUUCUUGAUCCCGGAUCGGAAUAUCGACAGGCAAUUGAAAAUGCGGAGCAAUCCCAACCCCCCCCCAAAGACAUAGCACCAUCACGACACCCCUUCCCCCAGAACAGUUUUUACCCGACUGUCGUUUACCCCCAUCCCCAUGAUAUCACACCCCAUACCGCGUCUUUUUAAUGUAUCUGGAAGGUUAUAUGAGGGAAAUCAUACCCCCUCAAAUUACAGGCCCUAUGGUAGCUUGAAAGCUCCAGCCUGAGUGAAGAAGUGAGGCGAGAGCGGAGUUAGUGGAGGCGUCUGGCUUCUCGGUCACAGAUGCAGAAGCUACAAGCCGACGAGUUUACGUGUGUACGCAGGAAACAUCAUGAUGGUUGGUGUUCAGGCACAUGGGACUUGCGCAGGACUAUCGCCAAAGCUCAAGGCAGCGUCAAUCGAGGACGCGGUGCCUUGGGAAGCCUAUGCUAGUGCAUUAGGACUUCUGAGAUGGUGAAGCUCGAAAUUGCGGAAUUUACUGCCAAGUGGUGGUGAAUCUGGUUCAAAAGUAGCCAGGACCCGUAGUCAAGUUGUAAAAAAAAAAAGAAUAAUAGGAGUGUUUGCCCCUCAUUCAUGAUGACUAUUCCAGACAUGU